CCUACCGACCGGAGCAGCUUUCGGGCUGCGAUAGUAUGUGCUCUGCCUCGUGAGGCUGAUACCGUCACCUUGCUCUUCGAUCAAUUCUGGGACAAGGCGAUCGAUCCUUACGGCCAAACAGAUGGAGAUACGAAUGCGUACAUCACAGGGCGUAUUAGAAAACACAAUGUUAUUUUAUCUGUCCUCCCCAGUAUGGGUACAAACAACGUAGCGGCGGCAACAGCCACCAUGCGAACAAGCUACGUUGGCCUGAGACUUGUGCUGAUUGUCGGCGUCUACAGUGGCUUACGCCGCAUCGCCAACAUGGAUGUAUUUCUUGGUGAUGUUGUAGUGAGUAAAUCUGUUAUCCAAUCUGACUACGGCAGGCAAUAUCCUAUGAUUUAG
This is a messenger RNA of Fusarium oxysporum Fo47, 384 nucleotides long. RefSeq lists its product as uncharacterized. The record is from RefSeq and is a predicted model, not a curated record. Gene Ontology annotation, biological process: nucleoside metabolic process. Gene Ontology annotation, molecular function: catalytic activity. The transcript has a single exon. NCBI's taxonomy places the organism in Eukaryota, Fungi, Ascomycota, Sordariomycetes, Hypocreales, Nectriaceae. The annotation marks the transcript as partial.